CCAAAAACCGGUAUUUAGGGGGUUGGGUUCCUCACAACACUUUUUUCUUAACACCGCCUCUCAAUCUCUUGGGUUAAGGAAUUUUUCAGUUCUGACCCCCUUCUCUUCAUCUCUACUACCCUUUUCUUCCAACUCUCCUUGGUUCUACUCCAGCCUUCUUCCCUUCAACACAAAUAGAAUUUGGAUUAGCCUUAGGCCUCAGCUCAGAAAAAAAAAAAAAAAGUAGGGCUGCUUGAUUAGAAUUCAUUUGAAAUUUAGAGUUUCUUUACAAAUCCUGGUCUCAGGAAAUUGGGUUUCUCUAAGAAAUAGAAUUAGUGCUUGUGGUUCAAAACCAAUAUCAGUUCUAGGGAAAAAUCUCUGUGGCUUCUGAGAAAAAAAGAUUGUAAGCAGGAAUGGAAAAUGUCUCUGGGCUUAAUAUGGAAGAAGAGCAGAUUGAUUUGCCUCCUGGUUUCCGAUUCCACCCCACCGAUGAAGAGCUUAUAACUCACUACCUGUCCAAGAAGGUGGUUGACAGCAGCUUCUAUCCUAUAGCAAUUGGGGAGGUGGACUUGAAUAAGUGUGAACCUUGGGAUAUGCCAUGGAGGGCAAAAAUGGGAGAGAAGGAGUGGUACUUCUUCUGUGUUAAAGACAGAAAAUACCCAACUGGUUUGAGGACCAACAGAGCUACUGAAGCUGGUUACUGGAAAGCUACAGGAAAGGAUAAGGAGAUUUAUAGAGGGAAAACUCUUGUCGGAAUGAAGAAAACUCUGGUUUUCUACAGAGGAAGAGCUCCAAAAGGAGAAAAAACCAACUGGGUCAUGCACGAAUAUAGGCUAGAGGGAAAAUUCUCUCUGUCUAACCUACCAAAAUCAGCCAAGAACGAGUGGGUGAUAUGCAGGGUGUUCAACAAGAGCUCAGGUGAGAAGAAAAUUCAAGUUCCAGGGGUAGUGAGACUGAGUUCCUUGGACGAAGAAUUGGCUCCAUCUGCUUUACCCCCAUUGAUGGAUUCUUCUCCGUAUAACAGCAUGACCAGAUCGUCAGUGGCUGAGACAGCUCACGUGACCUGCUUCUCCAACCAAAUGGAGGUUCAGAGAAACCCGGAAGAGAUGGUCAACAACUGCUACACUUCUCUUUUCGCUUCUCCUGCAAACCCUUCUGAUAUAUCCCCCACUUCGUCGCUUUUCUCAAAAUUCUCUCUUCCGAACUCAUUCUACUCCACGCAAGCUUCUCCAAAUCUCGGCAAUUUCCAAUGCCCAGGUUCGGUUUUGAUGCAAGACCAGGCCAUCUUGAGGGCUUUACUUGAAAACCAUGAACCCAAUAUCAAACAGAGUUGCAAAACAGAGAGGGAGAUGGUUAGUAUCUCUCAGGAGACCGGCCUGACCACUGAACUGAACACGGAGAUCUCUUCGGUUGUUUCCAACCAUGAGGAUCCUUCCACUUCAGCUGGACCUGUGGACCUUGACUGUCUAUGGAACUAUUGAAGAAGAAGAAGAAGAAGAAGAAGAAGAUAAAUUUUCUGAAUAAAAAAUAACAUGAAAAAAUUAAUGAGUUGCUAAUGUGUCAUACUCUUAAUCUGUUUUUUUAUUUUUCUUUAUUUUUCAUUUUUUUGGGGAUUUUCAUUAAUUGUAAAACAGCUUGUAUUCAAAUUAUGACAAAAAUUAAUUUGAUGGUUAGUUGGUCAUAAUGCGAGCUUAUGCUUACAAUUACAUUUA
Nelumbo nucifera (sacred lotus) is the source of this 1691-nucleotide messenger RNA. Its product is annotated as NAC domain-containing protein 100-like. Gene Ontology annotation, molecular function: DNA binding. Gene Ontology annotation, biological process: regulation of DNA-templated transcription. NCBI's taxonomy places the organism in Eukaryota, Viridiplantae, Streptophyta, Magnoliopsida, Proteales, Nelumbonaceae. The record is from RefSeq and is a predicted model, not a curated record.